AUGUCUCCUGCUGGUUUGGUAAUGUCAAGUGAGACUAAUAGGGAGGAUGAUGAAAGCCAAUACCAGAAAGGAGUGAAGAAUUUAUGUGAACAUGGCAUUACUAAAGUACCUAACAAGUACGUUUUGCCUGUUUCUGAACGACCAAAUACAAUAUUUGAUCAUCAGCCCAACCUUAAUGUUAAUUUUAAUUUGCCCAUCAUCGAUUUCGCUGAAUUACAAGGCUCCAACCGGUCCCAAGUUCUCAAGUCCCUCGCUCACGCUUGUCAACAUUAUGGAUUCUUCCAGCUGGUGAAUCACAACAUUGCUGACGAUGUUCUAAGCAGUAUGAUGGAAGUGAGCAGAAGAUUUUUUGAGCUUCCAUUGGAGGAGAGAGAGAAGUACAUGUCUGCGGAUAUGGGGUCGCCUGUUCGAUAUGGGACUAGCUUUAACCAAAGCAAAGAUGGUGUCUUUUGUUGGAGAGACUUUUUGAAGUUAGUAUGUCAUCCCUUAUCAGAUGUCCUUCCUCAUUGGCCUUCUUCUCCCUUCCACUUCAGGGAAUUGGCGGUUACCUACGCGAAUCAGACCAAAUUUUUGUUUCUAAUGGUAAUGGAGGCCAUCCUAGAGAGCCUUGAGCUAACAACCACCAAGAACAAAACAGGGCAUGAUGAUGACAAGGAUGAUAAUAUUUUAGAAGAAUUCGAAGAUGGAAGUCAGCUAAUGGUGGUCAAUUGCUACCCGCCAUGCCCAGAACCAGACCUGACGCUAGGCAUACCGCCCCAUUCUGAUUAUGGGUUUCUCACACUUCUUCUCCAAGACGAGGUUGAGGGUUUGCAAAUACAGUUCCAAGAAAAAUGGGCCACGGUUGAACCAAUUCCUAAUGCUUUUGUCAUCAAUGUAGGCGAUCAUCUAGAGAUAUUUAGCAAUGGGAAGUACAAGAGUGUGUUACACAGAGUUGUAGUGAAUUCAAUGAAAUCUCGCAUUUCAGUGGCUUCUUUGCACAGUCUUCCUUUCAAGAGCAUGAUUCAGCCAUCGUCCAAACUCAUCAAUGGCGCGAAUCCAAGACGUUACAAGGACACGAAUUUUUCUGCAUUUCUUGAAUACAUUGCAUCUUGUGAACCCAAGAAGAAGAACUUCCUUGAGUCUAGGAAAUUGAAUUGA
This is a messenger RNA of Cornus florida, 1137 nucleotides long. Its product is annotated as probable 2-oxoglutarate-dependent dioxygenase SLC1. NCBI's taxonomy places the organism in Eukaryota, Viridiplantae, Streptophyta, Magnoliopsida, Cornales, Cornaceae. The coding region runs from base 1 to 1137 and encodes 378 amino acids. The transcript is spliced from 4 exons. The record is from RefSeq and is a predicted model, not a curated record.